This is a messenger RNA of Seminavis robusta, 669 nucleotides long. NCBI's taxonomy places the organism in Eukaryota, Bacillariophyta, Bacillariophyceae, Naviculales, Naviculaceae. The record is from the annotation of a GenBank genome assembly.
AUGAAUCGCCCAACAAAGCGACAGAAGAGAGAGAACCCUAAAUCUUGGCUUCACAGUCAUUCCUUGGCAUGUGUUGCUGAUGCUGAGGGGGGCAGCAGUGAACCCAUUCGCACUGAGGUUGCCUCCAACCACUCAAAGGAAGUAUUCUUGGAGCGACUCGAAAAAGAGAUAAUACGACCAUUCGACUUAUAUCGCGGCAAGACGGCACAUCGGAAUACGUUGAAGGACAACUCUCCAGCGACGGAAGAAGCUACAAGCAUUGAAGUGAACCGACCACCAUGGCCCAAGCAGAUCAUCAUUGGCACCAACCAGUGCACUCGUGCCUUGGAAAAGGCCAUGGCUGGUGAAGAGUUGGCGGUGAAGCCUGGCUUGGUGGUAUUGGCCCGGGAUAUCUAUCCACCCACCAUUCUCUCCCAUGUUCCAGUAAUGGCCAAGAAGAUCGCGCAGUCCAACGAUGGGAAAGGCGGCGGCUUGCCCAUUCUUCUCCUUCCAGGCAGGGCCUCCAAAGAGCUGGGCAAAGCCUUUGGACCCAAACAUGUUUCUAUUGUGGUAUUUCUGGACAACGAAGCACAGAGCCCCCAAAGCGGUAAGGACAAUGCUAAUGAGAAAAGCGAGGCUCAGGAGAGAAUCGCGUCCUUUGUCAAAUUUGUAAAGAAAAACCUGCUCUAG